UUUUACUUUACUCGUCGCUCUCACAUGGCAGCUAAUUAUGCGUCACUGCGAUUAGGCGUAGUCGUAACGCUAUUCUCGCGUGAUGAGACUUGCGGCGUCGGGAGUUUUUGAAAGACACAGGGGGGAGGAAUUUUGCCGUGAACAACUUUGUGGAAAGUAUUCCUAGCAUGUUUCAGAUAGGUUUCCUUUGUGACUGACCAUGAACAUCAGCUCAUCUGAUGGAGCGAACGUGGAAGACGGCAACGUGGCUGACAAUGGACCAACCAAAGUGGCAGAAUCUAUAGCCAUAAUCAUCAUUGACAUUCUCAUUUGCCUAGGGAAUUUAGUCAUCGUGGUCACCUUAUACAAAAGGUCUUACUUGCUAUCGCUUAGCAACAAGUUUGUCUUCAGUUUAACCCUUUCCAACCUGCUUCUGUCGAUGCUUGUUCUGCCUUUUGUUGUCGUCAGCUCAAUACUGCGGGAAUGGAUUUUUGGAGUGGUUUGGUGCAACUUUUCUGCACUACUUUAUAUGCUCAUUAGCUCCGCCAGCAUGCUCACCCUAGGCAUUAUAGCAAUAGACCGGUACUAUGCAGUUCUUUAUCCUAUGGUGUAUCCUAUGAAGAUCACUGGAAACAGAGCAGUACUUGCCUUGGUGUAUGUUUGGCUUCAUUCUCUUAUAGGAUGCCUUCCUCCUCUAUUUGGAUGGUCCACCUUAGAGUUUGAUCACUUCAAGUGGAUGUGUGUUGCAGCAUGGCACAAAGAGGCAGGAUACACUGCUUUUUGGCAGAUAUGGUGCGCUUUGUUGCCUUUCAUAGUAAUGAUGAUUUGCUAUGGAUUCAUAUUUCGUGUAGCAAGGAUAAAAGCACGGAAGAUUCAUUGUGGGACAGUUAUAAUUGUUCAGGAGGCUUCACAAAAGAAUGGGAGAAAAAAUUCCAGUACAUCCACAUCCUCGUCAGGAAGCAGAAAAAAUGCAUUUUCUGGUAUUGUUUAUUCAGCUAACCAAUGCAAGGCAUUAAUAACUAUAAUGGUCGUUAUUGGUGCUUUCGUUCUUACCUGGGGGCCUUAUAUGAUUGUUAUAAGCACCGAGGCCUUAAAGGGGAAAAACAGUGUUUCUCCAGUAAUGGAGACUUUAGCCACAUGGCUAUCUUUUACGAGUGCAAUUUGCCAUCCAUUGAUUUAUGGACUGUGGAACAAAACCGUACGAAGGGAACUUCUUGGCAUGUGCUUUGGGAACCGGUACAGAGACCCAUUUCAUCAGCAACACAGAACAUCGAGAAUGUUCAGCAUCUCAAACAGAAUAACAGAUCUUGGAUUAUCACCUCAUCUCACUGCUCUUAUGGCACGUGGUACAGAAUCUGAACAUCAAAGCACAACUACAAAUACUGGGUUCAGCUGUUCAGCUGAGUCAGGUACUGAUGUCAUGCUGCUUGAUGAUACCAGCUCAGAUGCAACACCACAUCCUAGACUAAUUUAUUCUCGACGAAAAAGUUCAGUGACAUUUGAAGAUGAGGUGGAGCAAAAAAAUGAUGCCAAAACAAUUGCCAACCAACCUAUUUCACCCAAUGCAUCCCUGGAAUCGUAUGCAUUCAGCUUGGCCAAAGCAAUUGAAAUAGAUGCCAAAAUCAGUUUAUUUGGAGAAGACGUUUUGAGUUUUCCAUCUGCUGUUCAAGCUGCGCCAGGAAAUUCUGGCACGAACAGAAACAGAAUCAGUGUUAUUCAAAAGCAGAAAGUCCAGCUUCAGAGCAUCGAAGAAGGAAACAUUGAAAGCAGCAAAUGUGAUGUAUAGAGGGCCUCAUAACAAUGUAUUGACUUUUACCAAACAUUAGGUACAAUUGCCUUGUAACCUUGAAUCAUUUCCGUAUAGUGGUAAAAUAUUACAGACUAAGGGGCAAAUUCACUAA
Molecule: messenger RNA, 1880 nt
Organism: Xenopus laevis (African clawed frog)
Lineage: Eukaryota; Metazoa; Chordata; Amphibia; Anura; Pipidae
Product: G-protein coupled receptor 161
Exons: 6
Coding region: 200-1765 (521 amino acids)
Source: RefSeq, a predicted model, not a curated record